ACGGAUGCCAUAAUACCCAAAGGCGUGGUUCAGAUCCUAGAGAGAGAAAGUAACAGCUCUAUUUUCCAUGGCGAUUUAGUCAAGAAUUUCUUCGAUUUUGGGUUCUCUGUUAGCUGUAAACCGCUAUUUCCUUUGUUUAAAUCGUUCCCAAAGCAACAAGACUUGGAAUCAAGACCUAUUUCAUCUCUUAUUUCUGAUCUGCAUAAUACUAUCUAUCUCCUGAAAGGAAGACGAAGCCAAAAUGAUGCAGAUGGACAGGAGACCUUAUAUGGAUGAGUUUGAAAAGCUACUUGUGCGAAUGAACACUCCAAGGGUCAUGAUCGACAAUGCCGGUUGUGUAAACGCAACCCUAGUCAUGAUUGAUAGUGCCAGAAAAGAUAGAAUUCUUCUAGAGGCUGUUCAAGUGCUUACAGAUUUGAAUCUUCUGAUUAAAAAAGGCUAUGUCUCAUCCGAUGGAAGGUGGAACAUGGAUGUUUUUCAUGUUACCGAUUUGGGUGGUAACAAAUUGACGGACAACAACAUCAUCAAUUGCAUUCAACAUUCACUCGGUACAAUUCGCAACACAAGAUCCAAAUCGAUCGAUGGAAUGACAGCAAUCGAGUUAACCGGGACCGACCGAGUCGGCCUUCUCUCCGAAGUUUUUGCGGUUCUUUCGGAACUCAAAUGUGAUGUGGUUGAAUCCAAAGUAUGGACACACAAUGGCCGGAUCGCGGCUCUCAUUUACUUAAAAGAUUGUGAUUCCGGAUGCUCGAUUGAAGAUUCUCAAAAAAUUGAGAAAAUAGAAGCGAGGUUAAGAAACGUACUUAAAGGGGAUAACGAUAUCCGAAGUGCAAAAACUUCGGUUUCAAUGGCAAUCACUCACACUGAGAGACGACUUCACCAAAUGAUGUUUGCAGACCGUGAUUACGAGCGGUCUGCAAACAUAAAAACCAGUGGCGAAUGCGAUCAUUCGCCACUGGUUUCUGUUCAAAAUUGUUUGGAGAAAGGGUAUUCGGUUCUAAACAUUCAGUGCAAAGAUCGUCCUAAGCUUUUAUUCGAUGUUCUUUGCACUUUAACCGAUAUGCAAUAUGUCGUGUUUCACGCAACCAUUAACACCACAGAAACCGGAGCGUAUUUGGAAUUCUUUAUUAGACAUAUGGAUGGAACCCCGAUUAGUUCGGAAGCCGAAAAGCAGCGCGUGACACUUUGCUUGCGGGCCGCCAUUGAGAGAAGAGCAUCCGAGGGUGUGAGGCUUGAGCUAUGUACGAUGGAUAGACCGGGGCUAUUAGCAGAAGUGACACGAACAUUUAGAGAAAACGCGUUAAAUGUGACAAGAGCCGAAAUAUCAACAACAAUGGGAACGGCUUUAAACAUAUUUUAUGUGACGGAUGCACUUGGGAAUGACGUGGAUUCAAGAAUGAUAGAAUCGGUCCGACAAGGAAUCGGGUCGGAUUGCCUAAGGGUAAAGGAACUACCAUUUAGGAAUCAACAAAAAGGAGAGAAUGAAGAACAACAUGGAGGUGGAAGUGGACUUGGUGGGGCGGUUUUGUUGUCACUUGGGAGUUUAGUUAAAAAGAAUCUUUAUAAUUUAGGGCUGAUAAAGUCGUAUUCUUGAGAAUAAAAAAAAAAAAGAAAAAAGAUUUAAGAUUUGUGUUUUGUACAGAAGAGAGAUGAAAGAAAUAUUAUUGGUGAAGGUUGGUGAUUAGUAGGUGGACACAUACAUAUGUUAGGUUUGGGUUGAUGAAAUGAAAGGGGGCCACAUUACACAUAGAUAGAAGAAGGGGAAAUGGAUUGAUGGGUAAUUAUUUAGGUAGGUGAUUGGUUUACACUUGCAUCCAUUUGUUCCCUAAUAGACAUUAGUUAGUAGUUAGUAGUUUGUACAUACAACUUAUUUUAUAUCUACUACAAUUACUGUUUGACCAA
This is a messenger RNA of Lactuca sativa (garden lettuce), 1902 nucleotides long. RefSeq names its product ACT domain-containing protein ACR8. Lineage: Eukaryota; Viridiplantae; Streptophyta; Magnoliopsida; Asterales; Asteraceae. The record is from RefSeq and is a predicted model, not a curated record.